This is a messenger RNA of Orussus abietinus, 10649 nucleotides long. RefSeq lists its product as uncharacterized. The record is from RefSeq and is a predicted model, not a curated record. Bases 336 to 2297 code for a protein of 653 amino acids. The transcript has a single exon. Lineage: Eukaryota; Metazoa; Arthropoda; Insecta; Hymenoptera; Orussidae.
GAGCAGCUCCCAGUUCCUGGCUCGUUCCUGGCGACGCAUCGCGCACCGCGUGGCGGUCCUUUAACUCGCGAUUCGUCGUCCUCGGCCGAGUCCCUCGCGAGUCGCGCACAAUCGGUGACCGACGUCGGUCGGGUGUCCCCGAGGUCGGAGUUCGCGUCGCCGCGGUCGAGAUGAGGUAGCGCGUCGAUCGGCUCCAUCCGGCCUCGGUGUUUCCUAUACGUGGACGAUGCUUCCUAAGAGAAACGUCGGAUAGAGGAGGACCGGUCCAGGGGAUAAGGCGUUUAUCCGCAUCGGGAGCGAACAUAGGGGGAGGCGUCGCGGCGGGUGGCAUCGCGAUGAGCCCAGCUUCCCAGGGCGCCCUCGAGGUGGAGCGGUACAUCGGCAGCUGCCUGAUAUCCUCAAACGUCCGGUCCCCGGGCGGUCACAAAAUCGUCGCCAAGAAGUCCCCGGAGCAGGGCUUGCGCGGAAAGCCGCGCUGUUUCGCCGCCCAGAGCUACCAACAGCAGCUGGCCAUUGAGCAGCAACAGCAAUCGCAUCAACAGCAGCAGCAGCAGGGUCAGCUGCAGUAUGCACCGCCUGCCGGCUGGACUGGGGCGCCUCUCAUCUCCAUGGUCUCCAGUCCAAGGCGAAGCAGUCAGCGUUCGUCCCCGUCCCCCAUCGGGCAGCAACAACAGCACCAGCAGGUCGCCGGCAAGGAGCAGGUGCUUCCGGGCCACCUGCAGAACGGCAGUCCCCUUUCCAGGCUAGCCAUCCACACGCAGGGCGCGCCGCUCGUCCUGGCGGGUCGCUUCCACGGCCGCCCCAAGUCGAUGGGCAACGAGGGUUGCAUGGCCAACCCGGGCCCCGGGCCCGGCCACCCCGGUAUCGGCAGGUGCCAACCCCCCCGACCUCUCAGGCCCGCGAUGGCCGGAAACGAGAAGAAGCCCCUCAACCCCAAGGACUCUCCCCCGGGCGCAAAGGACCCCACCCCCGGCCCGGGCAACAUCGCCAACAUCGAUUCGCUGAGCAUCGCCAGCGACGAGAGCUCCGGGUCGAACAACUCGGAGAAUAGCCUGCCGCGCAUCAUCAAGCCCCGGAAGCGGCGGAAGAAGGACCGGAAGCCGCCGAACGCGGGGACCGAAGGCGUCGGAAUGCCGGUCGGAGGUGGGCCCGGAGGUGCGAAGCAGCAGGACGAGCAGGGUGGGAUGAUAUCGGACCAGUCGAACGUCGUCACUCUCAAGCCUUACGUCCCGGCCUGUUUCGACAGAUACGAGGCCGUUGCGGCAGCGACUCAUCGCGGUCCGCAUCGGCGCCCUCCGACUGUCGGCAGGGAUGGAUACGGGCGCGUCCAGACGGCCCAGGAAAUCGCCGACACCAGGCAGCGGUACCACCAUAGACACCACCAUCACCAUCAUCACCACCACGUGCAGGUGAAAGUGCUCGACGGCAACCGCAACGUGUUGCCGGUGAACGGCAACAUGAUCGCGGGCCAUGCCGGCGUCGCCACCGCCGGGCACAAGUUCGUCGCCCACCACCAGCACCGACCCGGUCAGGGGACCGCUGCGGCCGCGGCUGCGGCGGCCGCUGCGGCCCGGCUGCUGCAUGACCUCGUCGAGGCCAGCGGCUGCGACGAAGAGAUCGCCGACGGCCUCGGUUCCUGCCAGUGUCGAUACUGUGAUCCUUCCGGUCUGAUCUGGGACGUUGACCGCAACGGAUACUCGCCCUUCCUGACGCCUCCGCCGCCCCCGCCGCCCGCGCAGGGCGAUUACGGCGGGGCCAGGUACCAGGCCGCGCCGAUGUUCCUCUCCAGACCCCCGGGCCACGAGCGGGCCCACAGGCUGGAGCUCUUCGAGGAGGCCGCGGUUCCCAGCCAGCCUCCUCCCAGACCCCAACACUCCGACGUGCUCCUCAGGCGCAGCUGGAGCGAUCCUACCAGCUACUUCGGGGAGGAGAUCCUCCAGCCCAGUAGGGACGUUGGGGUCAUCGGCGACCGGGGGCAGCUGGACACCACCAGAGGUGCCCGGAGCACUUGGCGAGGGGACAACGCCUCCGCGUUGGGGGUGAUCCCUGCCGACCAGUCCUUCCCCUCGUCGCCGACGACGAUCCCCUCGCAGGGCCUUGAAGUCUCCACGGAGAUCGUCACCUCGCCCAAUGGGCACAGGGACCUCGAGAUCAAGUUCUACUCGUCGUCGCCCAGCGCCGCGGCGCACGAGGACAAGGCCGCCUUUGCCGAUGGUGACGACUUCGCCGAUAUUUGGAGUUACCACGAGUCCAAGCUGCAGCAGGACUUUCGCACGCUGCUGCAGGCCGAAGAGUGAAGGCGACCUGGCGCCGCCGGGCGAUGGACUACGCGUGCGCAAUGACUAUUUGGAGUCUGGCUCCCCGAGGAUGGAAUCCUGGCAGAAAAUGGGAUCGGCUGGGAACGGUCGGAAGAGGAACGUCGAACCUCGAAUCCUGCGCUUCGGGGGCAUGGGACGAACCAAUUCACCAGGGAUGCGCUUCUGACGAUGCACGUGGGGGAACAUCUUGAAGACCGACCCUUGAACCGGGGGCAGAGGACAAGAUAAUGGGGGUCGCCUGGGGUCGGACGAUGGCCACUGCGACGAACGCACGGCUCGCCUAUUGGGGAUCGAUCGCUGAUCGAUGCUGCCGGGAGAAGAGGCGCCCCAAUUCCGACGCUCCGAUCGCUACCGAUCGCUAUCAGGGAUGAGCAGCGUCGUUUUCGGAGGGCCCAGUGGACCCACCUUCGCCACCUUUCGAGAUAGCCGCACGACCAACAAAAUUUCGUUUUAUGGCCACCCGUAGCCGCUGCUUUUCACUCUCCCUUAGAAGUUCAAACACGAUUCCGGCGCAGCGAGUACGAGCGGGACUUUCUACCAUACUUUCCACGCGGGCACACUUUCUAUCAGUGCCAUUCUCCUUUCUCCGCGAUCGCGGGGCCUGCCGGCUCCGGAGGGGGAACCUCGUGGAACACUUACAUACGAAUGCUGCUCACCGAGUGUAGAUCUCGAAGUCGGACGACGUAUACGACGAGAACGUCGGAUGGACGCGCAGGAGUGGCCGACCUGUGCCGGCGAAAUUCUUCGUUACUGAUGCGUGUCUUGCUCUUUCGGGCGCAAGUGAUCGGCCCCAUUGCGGUGCUUAGUUUUGCACGUCGGACCUGCACCUUUGGAAGAUAACGCGACGUUGCCCAUCCCCGUCACAGUGGUUCCUCGUCUUCGCUUCGGCCCCCCAUAUCGCGACUCGGUGAUGCUAACGCGGAAUCGGAACUCGAUGUUCCUCGGUCGCGUUUUGAUCGGGACUCGAUCGCGACUCGAUCGAGACUCGAUCGCAACUCGAUCGCCAGUCGAUCGCGACUCGAUCGCAUUUUGAUCGGGACUUGAUCGCGACUCGAUCACGCGUGGGUAUCGAGUCUGUCGCGGCUGAUCGCGCGCGAUCGGCGCGCACGGUAGCGGCGGUCGUUGCCUCGCCGUCCUCUUCCUUUUAGGUUAGACUAGACUAAUGCGAUCCUGCUAGCGUACCGAUGUCUGUAGAUGUGUUUAGGAGUCGCGCGAAAUGGUCCGUCCUCGUCGCUCGAGCUCGCGCCGUCCGCGGAGGAGGGACCCGAGGAAUCGACCUCGUGCACCCCUGACCUCGGCCUAGAUCUCGAUCCAGCCCGCGAGUCCCAUCCAACGGUCGGGUGAACGUUGAAGGAAUGGUCCCUGGCCGAGUCGAGCCGAACGAAUCGACUUCUGUUCACGCGAUACACGACCUGUAUAAUUACCACCUGAGAAAUCGGCAGAAAUCGCGGCUACUUGGAAUCGUCUCGCGUCCGCUGGUCCAACGAGACGAUUUCCUACAGAUCUACGGAUCGGCUUUGUAGAUCGAAUUCGGAUCGAGUUUUAGAUCGAAGUAUUCGUUACGAGCAUGGUUCGGGGAGAAAUCGUUGUAUUUUUGCUGUCCAGGUCGAGGAAUGGUACCAAGAUUUUGUCGGGGAAGUCGAGAUCCAGCGACGGCGCCGACUCGUUUAACGGCGCGAUUAAUCGGUUUUCCGUGAUAUCGAUAAAUGGGCUGUUCUAACGUUCACCCGCGGUGACCUCGCUCGAUCGUUUUUGCUAGAAAUGGAUUACCAGGACGGACGGUUUCCGUUGGUCGAAUCGAUGGGGCGAUCGACCGGAUCGACUCUUGAGCUUAUUUAUUUCACGGCUCGGCAAAGCCGAGCCCACCUGUCCCUGCCCUAACGUUUCCGCAGCAUUUACCGAUCGCUAAGCUCUGCCUUGCCGCGCCCUGUAGGCGCACGACCCCAAGACCUCGAGAUCUCUCCAUGGUCUCUCGAUUUCGAGCGCGUACAGGUCUCGGAGUACUCCCGACGCGUGGGCGGAUAAAUCGUUCUCGAUCCGCCCACGUGGCAGGGUGGCGCGAUCGUCACGAUCGAUCGAUCCAUCGAUCGCUCGCGGUGCACUCGACGGGUCGGUCAAUGGCGAGCCUCGUCGCCUACCAUACGGAAUUUCAUUCAUUGAGCUCGGAGAGGUCGAACGGCUCGUUGAAUCCCGAGUCGAAGAGUGGCAAUCGGUAUUGGAAAAUUGAAAUUGUCGUCCUCGACGUUCCUCGGCCGGAGUUCCUUGAUUCUCGCGCCUGGCGGAUGAUCGCUUCCGGCUUGGCCGGCACUUUCCAAAUCCUGUUUUGAUCUCUUUUGUUAUUUUUGAGGGAGAGAGAGUCGAUGGAGCACUUCCGGCCGGUCCCCGAGGUGGAGGGGACAAUCCGAUCGCUCGAGGAAGCACGCUCGGUUUGCGGCGAUCGGCGGAAUCGGCUCGGCGUUAAACGAGCCGGAAGCGGUCUAUCGGCCGCUAACGAAGGCGUGCGCGAGCGGGGCGGGGACGCCGGAAGUUCGGGCGGAAGUCGCUAUCGCCGCGAGAUCGGCGCGAAUCGACGAAUGCUCGGCGCGAAUCGCACGCGACCGCCGAUAUCGAUUACCCUCGACGCCGGUCCGAUAACGCUCGCCCGAUAACGUGCGCCCGAUAUCGCGAAAGUCCGCCGAUCGGGUUUCCGCCCGGCGACGCGGCGGGCUCGAAAUUCGGAUCGUUGGAAAAAUCCCUCGUCACGUGGACGCCCUUGGGACUCCACUUUCGGAGCUUUCGGUCGCCGGUUGCGAAAUUGGGUCGUCGGCCCUUUGUCAAAUUCGAGCCCGCCGUUCACGAGCUCACCCGCGCAAUUAAUACAAGUCCAAAUUAGGACGGCGUAUCGCCGACAGGACAACGGGUCGAGAUUGCCUCGUGCCGUUCGCUUUUUACACUUCUUUAUUUUUUUUAUACCGCGCUUUUUGCAUCUAUACCUCGAACGUAAUAUGGACGCGAUUGUGGACAGUCGGUUAGUUUUCCACCGUUUUAUCGGAAAGUGGAGGCCGCCUCGCGCCGGGGAUGCGGAUUGACGUUUCGCCACGGAAAUACUGUCCUUGGGGCCGCGAACGAUAGGAAUGCCGGAGGAUCUUCCUUCCCCUUGCUCGUGACGCACCUUUCGAAUUAACUUUUUUCCCCGUCUUUCGAGAUAGACGUCGUUGGCUCGUUGCUACCGGCAGUGCAGGAACGUCCACCGUCCAUUUUGUAAUCCAACGCGAGGACGCCCGGUGGGUUUUGAGCGGUUCGGUCGCGAUUUCGUUUCUUCGCUCUCCCUCGACCUAAUCGGAGGUAUCGAUACUAAUGGCCGUUUCGCGUUCGUUCUUCCAAGCUAGGUCGAGGCAUCUUUCUCGUAUCGACGUCUCGUCAACGUGCUCCACUUGGUUGGGGGAAACUCGACGGUUGCGAGAGCGCGAAUCGGUCUCGAGAGAAGAAUCUAUUAUCAUUGUUCAUUCGUUGUUCAAAGCUACGUCGAGGCAUCUUUCUCGCACCGACGUCUCGUCAACGUGCUCCACUUGGUUAGGGGAAACUCGACGGUUGCGAGAGCGCGACGCUCGGCGCGAAUCGGUCUCGAGAGAAGAAUCUAUUAUCGUUGUUCAUUCGUUGUUCAAAGCUACGUCGAGGCAUCUUUUUCGCAUCGACGUCUCGUCAACGUGCUCCACUUGGUCAGGGGAAACUCGACGGUUGCAAGAGCGCGACGCUCGGUGCGAAUCGGUCUUGAAAGAAAAAUCUAUUAUGGUUGUUCAUUCGUUGUUCAAAGCUACGUCGAGGCAUCUUUCUUGCACCGACGUCUCGUCAACGUGCUCCACUUGGUCAGGGGAAACUCGACGGUUGCGAGAGCGCGACGCUCGGCGCGAAUCGGUCUCGAGAGAAAAAUCUAUUAGCCGCGCAUCCGCGUCCGUCGACGCCGAUGCGAUCAUCACAGGCCGUCAUAAAAACGCCGAAACCCGCAAUUAUGCACACACAUGGACGCACCUACCGGCGUCUCUGUCGGCGUGCAACGCUACGUGGCGACGUGAGCGUCGCGGCGCGCGUGGAUGCCAUUGUGCGGCUUUCCCUCGCUCCUUCGGAAUGCCUCAAAUCACAUAUCGCUCUUAUCCGCGAGACCCGUAAUUUCACUCCACGUACCACUCAUGGCCGAUUGCGUACCGUAUUUACCGUGCAGAUAGCUCGCAGAUUUACCUUUAAAUAUGCCGGCGUGGAGGCACGUCGAGACGGCCCGGACGAGCAGAGCUCGAGAUGGGGAACGGGAGAGCGUCACAUGUGCACUGGGCGAAAAAAUCAUUUUCUAGAAAAAAAAAGAAAAUAAAUAAAUUCUUGCAUCGAAUAGAUCGUUACUGGCCUAUUGUCGACAGAGGGGAUAGAAUAAAAUUAAAGCAAAUUACAAACAGUAACAGUUACAUUUUCUGAACUGCAUAACUUGCUUCAGCCAGUGAAAGGCUUUGAAAGGAUGAAUAAUGUUCUUGUAACAAACUAGAGUUUAAUAGAAUUACUAUUAUGUCCGAUGUUUUCUCCCAGACCUCGGCCAGGUAGUGGUAAACGCGUUCUUGCAUUAACUUCAAACAUUAUUUAUUCGGCAUUAUUAUUUACGUUAUAUGAAAUUCUAGAUCGCUUGUGUUCACCACAAUAGUCAGUCCGAAAGGAGAUGUAAUUUUUAUUAACAUUCUCUCUACUUCGGAUUAAUGUUUUGUAUAUGGAAUUCAUUUCGCAAAAUCAUUUUCAUUAGGUGUCAACUUGUCAUUGUGUGGUUUGCAACAUUGAGGAUUCUUACAAAAUCGAUUUUACUGGCGCCAAGAAAUUUGUUUGGCAAGAGACAUUUAGAUUACCGCAAGGAAUUAAUUUCCCCUGGAAAGUUAGUUUUUCGCUUAGAGGGUGCAGACGCUUUUACUUCACAUCGAAGGUGCUUUGAUUUCGGAAAAAGGGUUGCAAGCGACGAAAAGGUUGCAGCGGGAAAGAUCGAUCGCUGAUGGCUCGACAUUGGGAGUUACAAUUGCUCCAAUGUGUGCAUUAAUACGGCUCUUUCCGUUAAUCCUGGAAAGUGAUUCUGGCUGCAUUAACGGGAAGACGCCGAUGAAAGGAUUGGUGUAGGAUUGUUUCAUUAGAAAUUCCGGGCCGUUUGCAAAACGCGGUCAAAGCCUUCGAUCUGGCCGCUCCCUUUUAUUCGCGGGUGUUAUGGAAAUGUGUCCCUGGUCGGAACUUCGCGGUAACGAAUCUCAGGCAGUCAAAUGCAAAGCAUGUUUGAUGUCUGACGGAGGCUCCGAACUGAAAGGCACAUUCAUACUCAUGCAAAGUUACAUCCCGAUGGGUUACCGGUGGCCAGCCAAAAGCGGGGCCACGUUUCUAGCGGGAACGUCAUGGCGAGUGUCUUUUCGCCAGCACGUUGCAUCUUUCCCGUCCGUCCUUCCCACCAUCCGAGCUCGCCGUUAACGUUAAACGAUCGAAAUCGAGAGACGACGCCAAUUUCCCUACGCGACUUUGCCGACUUUUCGAGGUCCCUAUUCGCGUCUUGCGACCUGUACGACGUUUCGCGAUCCAGAGACUAAACUUCACACAGAGCGAAAGAGUCGAUUUCUCCCCCGAGAUGCGCCUACGAUCGCGAAUUAGGCUUACGACUUUGGGGUAUACUGGGAUAUACCACUUUCGUUAGGGUGAAAUUUGUUGAUGCCGGCUGAAAAUCCGCCAUGCCGCCGCCGGGUUUACCGAUGCGUCUUGAGCGUCAUCCCCCGAAACGCGGGACCGGAUUUCCGGCCAAGGCGACAGAUUUUAUCGUAACAGUCCUAUCGUUCCAGUUUAUUCUUUACAGUCCUUGGCACCUUGGCGUGGGAUGUGCCGACCUCGUCCUUCUCCUUGGGAUUUCAAAGGCGUCGGAACGCGCGAACGUCCGGCACGAGGCAAACGCGUCCCCGUGUUAGGCUCUCUUCGGUGUGUUUCUAGGCUGUAGUUCCACCGUGUCUCCGGCAUUAAUCGAAUACUCGCACCAACUCGGAAAUUGCACCGUUUAACUUGGCCCGGAGUUGACUCGGCCCCUCGUGUACAUACGCGGGUAUACAUGUAAGAUAGAGAGGUCGCGCUCGCCGCUCUUCCCAAGGCAGGUCCUUUGCGUCCCCGUCGACGAAGAGGAGAGUCGGGUUUUAGGCUCCGAAGGCGUCUCCUUCGUCAAGUAGGAAUAUUCGGCGGAAAGAGGAAUCCCGAGAAACGAGCAUCCGAGCCGAUGGUCGUUCUUCUCCUCGUGUGCGUCGAUGGGGCGAGGUUCCUCGCGUGCCUCGACGGAAGCACGCCAUCCCUAGUUGUCGUAAAUGUUGUGUUUCUCCGCCGCGAUACGCACGUCGAAGCGAGCCGUCCGAGGAAAGGAGACAAAGGGACCGGGCUCCCGGAACGCUUUGGCGUUUCCUCGUUUCCUCGCUUUCCGUGGCCGUCGACCGACAGAGGCAAGAGACGCCGGGCUGCGACGAACCGUUUGUCUUCUGCGACGCGCCGUUUGUAAAAUGCGUGGAGCGGAAUCGCCGGGGAAGCCUCGCUGCCGAAAAGUGGAGGCGGUGGGAACGUGCGGCGUGUCCCUAACGUCCCGAAGGACGAGAAUGGACCCAGGGGUAUCCCGGCUUCCCUUCCGGCGCCCAUCUUUCCUUGUCGGGGGGGAAGCAAGGAAUGCGCGCCUCGGCUCGCGGGAUCGAUCCCGAUGAUCGAUCGUCUCGCCCUCGACGACGAACCCGGAUGAUCGUCUCGUGGAACCUCCAUUUCCGGUCGCGCGAUUUCCUGCCUCUCGCGGCGCCUACAGAGCCGCUGGUUGCGAUCGACGGGUAUGCCCAAAAGGGUGGAAGUGCGUAAUUUGGCCGCGACGCUCGAUCGGAAACCCGAAGUGCGUGCCUUGGAACCUUCUUUCAAGGAUCGAGCAGCCCGGUCCUUUGUUAGGGACGCGACGAGUCGAGGAUUUCGACUCGUUACAUCCGAAUCAACUCGAUUAUUGUACCUCGAGUUAUCGGGACGAACGAAUGGGACUUUCAAGUGGGAACGCGAAACCUGAGUUACCUACUCGUUAUUCGUUUAUUCUUACCGUUUUCCUCGCCAACUCGCAAUAAAAUCGAUUCGCUGCGCCGAAUGUAUGCGGUACCCAGUCCCCGACUUGAAUUCAAACUCGAGUGGGGGAUAUUUUCGAACUCGAGUAGCUCGACUCGAUAACGUACUUGACUCGUCCUGGGCAAACGCGUUCGCCUUCCCGCUUGAAUUCUCAUUCGAAAGUCGAGUCAGAAGACUAGAUGUUGAGCGAAGUGCUCGAAAUCCGUCGCGAUUACCGUCGAAUCUUCUUCGUCGAUCGCGACCCGGACCGCCCCGAGAUCGGCAGGAGUCGAUACAGCCGAGGCGAACGAACGAAAACUGUGAUAGCGAUCCGACGUGCUAGACUAGACGUAAGAGCGUCGGCGAGGACGAGAGCUGCGUCGCGACGCUCCCCCAUGGGAACGUCGCGAUCGCUCGCGAGAUCCCUUCGAGGCCUCGCGACGUUCUCCGAGGGAGACGCCUGGUUGCACUUUGUGCGCGUCGUCGCAACCACGAGUCCACAGAGGAUGCAUCGUCCUCGAGUCGGCCAGAAUCCUACCGAUACCCUCGUGGACCCGAGUGCCUCCCGGGUGCCUACGGUGCCACUUGUGUACAAAGGGUGGCCCUCGUGUCCACCAUCGUACCCACCUCUGGUGCCAAUCGUCCCGCCGAGUACCAUUUUCUAAUCGCUAGAGUAAUCGAACUCCACGAGGCAUUUGUCGAACUCGAUGUACAUUGUCCGCAAACGCGCCGAUCUGCGAAAAGUCGCGGCAGAGUCCAUUUGUCAGAAAGUGCGUUUCCCGCAAGACCGGCGAUAACGCCUGUGUAUGUAAACGAAACGCGUCACCCUGUGCGUUUUCGCCGCGUAUGCCGCCGCAUCCCACUGUAAACGUUUUAACCGGCACGGGGUGACGCGUUUCGAGCUCCUCGGCAAAACCGGCUUCGAGGACGACGUUCCAUCCGAUCCUGCGACUGGCGAUCCGGGCGCGAAACCGGAGCGGCGAGUGCGGGCAAACGGAGCCGAAAGUGGACCACGAACGGAUUCCGCGGACUUCGCGCGUGGCCCUGGCUCGAGAGGGCCGGGGGACGGAAGGGCCAUCUCGAAUGUGCGAUUCGGCAGAAGAGAGACUGUCCCCCCUCUACGUUGGUGGAACUAUUCGUUGCGGUUUUACAAUUCGUGUUUUUUACUUACUUUAUGUCUAGACUCUUCCUCUCAGCCAGUAAUAAGAUGGAGUACAGUGAAAUAAAGGAAAGCCAACGUACCGU